UCUGUCUUGUCAUCUGUCAGUCUGCCAAUGUCAGAAUAGGGACCACGAGUGUAGAGCGGUUGCGUGUUAUUAUUUUACAAAUAUUAUUUGAAGCACGCGAAAAGGAUUACAACAUAAAAUGAAGAGAAAAAUAGCAGAUAUUGAGGAACAAGAAUCUAAGCUAUCUACCCUUCUGUUCAAUAAAUCUAACAAGUUUACUGAAAAGCUAUCAACAAAAUUAGACAAAUCCGAAGAUGAAAAGAAACCCGCGUGGUUUGAUGAAGAUGAUGAGGAAUUUAUUGAUAAUGCAGCUGUACCAUAUUUGAAGCAGAAUUUUUAUGCUAGUAAACUAAAGCAAAAAUAUAAUACAUUAAUAGGUACACCUUCUUGGGCGGAAUUGAACAAAAAAGAAAAUGAUGAGGAUGACGAUCAUGAAAUAUUGAGAACUGUUGGACAUUUAGAAAAAAAAAAGUCAAGUGGUCUUUCAAAAGACCUUUUAGAAUACAAAAAGUUUCCAACAAUAAAUAGUGCAACAAACAAUGAAGGCCAAAUCAUACAAUGCUUGGAAUUUCAUCCUAAACUGAGUGUAUCUCUUGUAGCAGGGACAUCUGGUGUAGUGUCCUUGUUUUCUAUUGGAGGAGAUGUAAAUACUAAACUCCACAGCUUCAAGCUGAAGAACUGGAUUGUCUCUUCAGCGCAUUUCACACCUGAUGGUACAGAAGCAUAUAUUGCAUCAAAAAAGAAUCACAACUAUUGUGUUUAUGAUUUAGUCAAGGCGGAACCUAAAUUAGUACAAUUGCCUAAAGCAAUAAAACGACCAAGCUUUUUCAAAUUGUCUUCAGAUGGCAAGUACAUUGCAACAAGUAUUGGUAUGGAUGAAGUAUAUAUAAUAUGUGCCAAGUCAAAGGAACUCCUGCGUUCACUAAAAAACAACUCAAAUAUAGUGUCAGUGGCUUUCAAUUCUACUUGCGAUAAGUUAUAUUGCUAUGGAGUGCAAGGAGAAAUUACAGUCUGGGAUUUACCAACAUUUAAAGCUUUAAGUAAAUUUCAAGAUCAAGGAUGUGUUUCUGCAUCAACAUUAGAGACAAGUGCAUGUGGUAGACUUUUAGCUACCGGUAGUGGUGAAGGCAUUGUAAAUGUAUAUGAAAUGUCCAAUUUAACAUUUCCUUAUCCAAUGCCAUUAAAAACAGUUUCCAAUUUGAGAACCAGAAUAACAGAUAUUACAUUUAAUGGAACAUCAGAAAUACUUGCAAUAGCUUCAAGUUACUACCCCAAUGCAAUAAAACUUGUUCAAUUGCCAUCAUACCAUGUUUUCCAAAACUUUCCGAAUAAACUAAAUUUAUACCAAGUGCAAACAGUGAGCUUUUCUCCUAACAGUGGGUAUAUGGCAAUUGGAAAUAAUAAGGGAAAUGCCUUCUUGUACAGACUCAAACAUUAUAAGAAUUACUAAGGAUUCA
Messenger RNA from Papilio polytes (common Mormon), 1436 nucleotides. RefSeq names its product U3 small nucleolar RNA-associated protein 18 homolog (gene wcd). NCBI's taxonomy places the organism in Eukaryota, Metazoa, Arthropoda, Insecta, Lepidoptera, Papilionidae. Bases 119 to 1429 code for a protein of 436 amino acids. Gene Ontology annotation, biological process: rRNA processing. The transcript has 2 exons. The record is from RefSeq and is a predicted model, not a curated record. Gene Ontology annotation, cellular component: Pwp2p-containing subcomplex of 90S preribosome; small-subunit processome. Gene Ontology annotation, molecular function: protein binding.